Asparagus officinalis (garden asparagus) is the source of this 2427-nucleotide messenger RNA. Its product is annotated as probable acyl-activating enzyme 18, peroxisomal. The record is from RefSeq and is a predicted model, not a curated record. Lineage: Eukaryota; Viridiplantae; Streptophyta; Magnoliopsida; Asparagales; Asparagaceae.
CCUGUUGCCGAGCCAUCCUCAUGAGCUUCAUCAUGAGACAGAGAGCACUGUCCAUGGCUGUUGCCGCCAAAUCAAGCAUAUGGGAAAUUACAGCAGAGGACAUAACAGCAGCAGGACUGAGCUCAGCGGAUGCGAGCUGACGGGUGGCUGAAGCUCACAAGGGAGAAGGAUCAGAGGCCGGAUUAUGGAGGGAUUUGGUGGAGAGAAGACUGCUGAAGCCGAGCCAUCCUCAUGAGCUUCAUCAGCUUGUUUACUACUCUGUGUAUGCUGAGUGGGAUGUCUCGGUCAGAGGACCACCUCCCUACUGGUUCCCUUCCGAGAUACAAUCCAAAGAUUCAAAUCUCGGGAGGGUGAUGGAAGUUCAUGGCCCGAAGCUGUUAGGAUCAUCAUAUCAUGAUCCGGUUACAAGCUUUUCCCUGUUCCAGAAGUUCACGGUUCAACAUCCUGAGAUAUAUUGGUCAAUCGCCAUAAAAGAGCUCUCUGUUGUAUUUCGCGAGCCGCCAAAAGCUAUUCUUGAUACUUCGGACAGAUCAAACGUCGGGGGAACUUGGUUCCCAGGAGGAAUUAUGAAUAUUGCCGAAUGCUGUCUGUUACCAGGGAGCUUGCCAAAGAAAACAGAUGACGGCGUGGCGAUUAUUUGGAGGAACGAGGGCUUUGACGACGAUCCUGUUAAUUAUUUGACAUACAAGGAGCUUCGUGAUCAAGUGAUGUUGGUAGCUAAUGCAUUGGAUAUGACAUUUACAAAGGGAGAUAUGAUCGCCAUCGAUAUGCCAAUGACAUCGACAGCAGUUAUCAUAUAUUUAGCAAUAGUUCUCGCUGGAUAUGUUGCUGUGACAAUCGCUGAUAGCUUUGCUGCGAACGAGAUUGCUACUCGCAUGAGAAUAACAAAUGCAAAAGGAAUAUUUACUCAGGAUUUCAUUAUUAGAGGAGGAAGAACGUUUCCUCUCUACAGUCGCGUUGUGGAGGGAUGCCAAUCAAAAGCUAUUGUCGUUCCUGUGCGCGGAAAUAAUGUGGGAGUCACGCUGAGGAGCCAUGAUUUGUCAUGGAAUGACUUCAUAUCAAGCACCGGUGCUCUUCCAAAGCCAUUCAACUACCCUCCCGUUUAUCAGCCGAUGGAGGCUAUGACUAACAUACUUUUCUCUUCUGGAACUACCGGGGAUCCAAAAGCUAUUCCGUGGACACAAAUUUCUCCAAUUAGAACGGCGUCUGAAGCAUGGGCACAUUGCAAUAUGCAAGCAGGAGAUGUGUACUGCUGGCCUACAAAUUUGGGGUGGGUUAUGGGACCUUCCAUAUUGUAUUCCGCCUUUUUAACUGGUGCUACUUUGGCUCUAUAUCAUGGUUCUCCUCUUGGUCGAAGCUUUGGCAAAUUUGUGCAGGAUGCAUCUGUGACAGUGUUAGGCACGAUACCAAGCAUAGUAAAAGCCUGGAAGAGUAGCAAGUGCAUGGAGGGGCUUGACUGGACAAAGAUAAGGGGGUUUGGCACCACUGGUGAAACUUCUGAUAUUGAUGAUGAUCUCUGGCUUUCUUCACGAGCAUAUUAUCCACCUAUUAUUGAAUUUUGUGGAGGGACAGAGCUCGCAUCGUCCUAUGUAGUAGGAAGCUUGUUGCAACCUCAAGCUUUUGGAGCAUUCAGCACUCCACCAAUGACGGCAGGGUUUGUCAUUUUAGAUGAACAAGGAAUUCCAUAUCCAGAUGAUCAACCUUGUGUUGGAGAAGUGGCUUUAUUUCCUAUUCACAUGGGUGCCAGUCAAAGAAUACUCAAUGCUGAUCACAAUAAAGUUUACUUCCAUGGAAUGCCAGUUUAUCGAGGAAUGAAACUGAGAAGACACGGGGACAUAGUUCAAAGAACAAUUGGUGGAUACUAUAUCGUCCAGGGGAGGGCAGAUGAUACCAUGAAUCUUGGGGGGAUCAAGACAAGUUCGGUGGAGAUUGAACGUGUAUGUAAUAGGGCCGAUGAAAGGGUGUUAGAAACAGCUGCUGUCGGCAUUAAGCCUGUAACUGGAGGACCCGAGCAGCUGGUCGUUUUGGUGGUACUAAAACCUGGAGCUUUAGAUUGUGAACCGCAUUUCUUGAGGACUAAAUUUCAGAAAGCCAUUCAAAAAAACCUCAACCCUUUGUUCAAGGUGAGCUAUGUCAAAAUUGUCCCCGAAUUUCCUCGAACAGCUUCUAAUAAGUUGCUGAGACGUGUUCUGAGGGAUCGAGCGAGGCAGGAGUUUUCAUCUCGGAGCAAGCUUUGAUUGUGUUGAAGAAUUCCAGUAAGGUGAUUGUGAACUCGAUGCUCUUGUGUGGUGCCCUAAUUCUGCUUGCUGUAACAGACCGUUGCUUGUUUUGUGGAAGCAUGAACAGAUUAUACAGAAGCUGUCAUAAGUUUGAGUAAGUUUGGGAAACAUUUGAAUAAUAAUCAGAUCAGAUUCAGUGCUUUACAUA